CUCUGCCUUAUUCUCUCUCUGAGAUAGAAGAAAAUGGAGAUUUCCUUCUCAUCAAUGGCGGCUUUGGCGGCUUCAGCCGUUGCGUUACUGUGGUUAUGGAGAUUUGUGAAGUGGGUUUGGCUUAAACCUAAGAUUCUGGAGAGCUACCUCAGAAGACAAGGCCUUGUCGGAACUCACUACACUCCUCUUGUCGGCGAUGUGAUAAGGAACUACAGCAUGCUGUCGGAAACAAUAUCCAAACCCAUGAAUCUGACGGACGACAUCUCUCCACGUGUCCUCCCUCUCGCCAAAAAUAUGCUUAGGACUCACGGGAGGAUAUUCUUCACGUGGCUGGGACCUGUACCAGUGAUUACACUGGCAAAUCCUGAACAGAUCAAAGAAGUGUUUGACAAAGUUUACGAUUACGAGAAGCCGCAUGCAUUCCCUUUGCUCAAAUUGCUGACAAACGGACUCGUGUAUUACGAUGGAGACAAAUGGGCGAAACACCGCAGGAUCAUCAAUCCCGCUUUCCGCCUCGAGAAGAUCAAGAACAUGGUCCCUGCAUUCUACCACUGUUGCAGUGAGGUAGUUCAAGAAUGGGAGAGACUAGUUGCCGAUAAAGGGUCAUCAUGCGAGGUGGACGUUUGGCCGUGGCUCGUGAAUAUGACAGCGGACGCGAUCUCACGGACCGCCUUUGGAAGCAGCUAUCGAGAAGGACAGAUGAUUUUCAAACUCCAAGCCGAACUAGCUCAGCUCAUUGCGCAAACCUUUCAGAAAGCUUACUUCCCUGGAUACAGUUAUUUUCCGACCAAGAGUAAUAGAAGAAUGAAAGAGAUAGACAGAGAAGUACGAGUUUUACUAGGCGGGAUCAUCGACAAACGAGGGAAGGCGAGGGAAGAAGGCGUGGAAGCACCGAGCGAUGACUUGUUGGGAGUACUUCUCGAAUCGAAUUACGAGCAAUCCAAGGGGAACGGAAUGAGCAUCGAAGAAGUGAUGCGCGAGUGCAAGCUGUUCUAUUUCGCCGGGCAAGAAACCACGGCGGUGCUGUUAGUCUGGACAAUGAUACUGUUAAGCCAGCAUCAAGACUGGCAGGCUCGGGCCAGAGAGGAAGUGAUGCGCGUUCUCGGUGACCGGAAACCCGAUGCCGACAGCCUCAACCAACUCAAAGUUGUAACGAUGAUAUUGUACGAGGUUCUAAGGCUGUACCCUCCGGUGCCUGAGCUGAGCCGAGCGGUCAAUAAGGAGACGAAAUUCGGAGACCUGACCCUUCCGGGAGGCGUUCACGUUGCUCUAUCCAUUCUGCUCGUCCAGCGUGACGCCGAGCUGUGGGGAAGAGACGCGGGAGAGUUCAAACCCGAGAGGUUCAAAGACGGCAUCUCAAAGGCGACGAAGAACCGGCUUUUGUUCUUCCCCUUCGGGUGGGGACCGAGGAUUUGCAUCGGCCAGAACUUCUCCAUGCUUGAAGCCAAGAUGGCCAUGGCUAUGAUUCUGCGCAGAUUCUCUUUCGAGCUCUCCCCUUCGUAUGUUCACGCUCCGUACAACGUCUUUUCCAUUCAUCCUCAGUUUGGAGCGAAUCUCGUUCUUCGUAAGUUAUGAGAUUGGUUUCGCUUCGUAAGUGUGGAAACUAUAGCUUUAGUGAGGGAAUGUAUAAUAAAUAUUUUAUAAUAAUUAUAAUAAGAAUGGACAUUUUUU
Molecule: messenger RNA, 1671 nt
Organism: Tarenaya hassleriana
Lineage: Eukaryota; Viridiplantae; Streptophyta; Magnoliopsida; Brassicales; Cleomaceae
Product: cytochrome P450 72A13-like
Exons: 5
Coding region: 34-1575 (513 amino acids)
Molecular function (GO): iron ion binding; oxidoreductase activity, acting on paired donors, with incorporation or reduction of molecular oxygen; monooxygenase activity
Source: RefSeq, a predicted model, not a curated record